AUGGAGAAGCGCCGCCUCCGAUUGAAGCUCCUCUCCGUCGCCAAACCCCCUCCUUCCUCCGCCGCCGAGGCUCCUCUCCUCAACAAGCUCGGUGGCCGCCGCUGGGGGCCCUGCCAGAUCGCCGGAGCGGUUCUCUUUGGAGUCAAUUCGGCGAUCGGGUACUGCCUGAUGCUGGCGGUGAUGUCGUUCAAUGCGUUGAUGAGGCGGUCGCCGGAGUCGGCGUCGAUGAGGAAUGCGGUGGUGGAGAGGGCGGCGGAGGUCAGCAAAGACUUCAGUCGAGAUCCGUCGCCGGAACCCUCUUGCUUCUGCUCGAUUGGCGGUGGUGCGGUGUCGUUCUCCAUCGCGUCCAUGUUCUCGAAUAAGAACUACGACGAGAAGUACCUCCCGCCGCCGGUAUGA
Molecule: messenger RNA, 399 nt
Organism: Salvia hispanica
Lineage: Eukaryota; Viridiplantae; Streptophyta; Magnoliopsida; Lamiales; Lamiaceae
Biological process (GO): copper ion transmembrane transport
Cellular component (GO): membrane
Molecular function (GO): copper ion transmembrane transporter activity
Source: RefSeq, a predicted model, not a curated record